AUGUCCAAAUUGCUAAAUCUGAAGUUUGUGGACCCGUCAUGUAUGUGGGCCCGGUUGGUUGCCCCCGGUGGCGUGGAAGAGGUCGGUGACCAGCAAUACAAUGAGCUAUUUAAUCUCAUGAACCGCUUCUAUGAUGAUGUCACCACGGAGUCGGAGGUGCGUGAGGUGACACCUUGCUUGGAGGUGGGACAGUUGUGUGUGGUGUACUGGUCCUCUAUGAAGAUCUGGUGCCGAGCCCAGCUGGAGUCCAUUAACUUGAAGUCAAACUAUGCAUGCUGUUACCCACUGGACCAUGGAGAACCUUUGGUUGUCGUCUUGAGCCUAAUUCGACACAUUGAGCAAGAGUUCCUCCAGCUGCCAUUCCGGAUGAGGAGGCUUCACUUGGCGAGGGUCAGGCCCCUGACACUGGAAGUGUCUUUAUACGAAAAGGCCAAGCUGGUACCCUCUAGUUGCUGGGAUAGCUCGGUAACAUCUUACAUGUUGGACCUUGUAAAGAGCUCCAGUCAGACAGAGGCUGUACUGCUAAAGGAGGAUUCCAUCCACUCCACUGCCAUCGAGCUCUACGUGAGCAUUGGGAGCAUCAAGAUUUGUGUGAAUGAUGAGCUUGUGGCCAAAAGGUUUGCCAUUUAUUGUCAAGACGUGGCCAACAUCAAGAAGUUGGAGCAAAUCAAUGUUCAGCAUUUUAGGUAUGGCUACAGGACAGCUGCCGGGAAGCCCCCAGUGUCAUUAACACAAGAGGAAACCGCUCCCCCUCCAGUGACACAGCAAGCUGGACUGGAAGCCUGUGAUCGAAGGACGACGCCCUCUCAGAACCCAGUGCGUGGUAUCAGUACAAAGGUCACAGGUGGACAAGAGUUGCCAAACAGCCAAUCCAAGAGGCAUUCAGUAGAGGAUCCGGAUGCCUCCUUGGCUGCUGCGUUCAACUCCCACCUCACUUUGUUGCGGUUGAUGAGGUUCCUCAACCCACGUGGCAGCUUAAAGGAGGCUGAGACGAGUGUGAGUCAACCUGAGGAGCUGAAAGAUUAUUCACCUCAACAUUCGUCCAACACCUUAGAGGAUGUCGAGCUGCCUUCUGACCAGUCGGAUGUGAUUAAGAAGAGCAACGACAACUGGGCAUGUGCAAGACUACUGGAGUUGCUGAAUCCUCAGCCUCUGAAAUUCAUUUCAGAGGAUGCUGAUAAUGACUUGGUUCUUCCGAGUUUUCCAAAGACGGGCGACAUUCUGGUCGACUCAUUUCUCACGACAGAGUCAUGCUCAAGCUUGGAUGAUGCCCCCAUCACCGACCCCCUCCGCAGGAUGUUGCAGAGGAAGCAAUUUAGCCUCUCUCAGGUGGACCUUGUCAGCUGGCCCUCCAUUGCACGUGGUAACAACACCUUGGUGAUUUCAUACACUGGUGACCUACCCCAAAGCUACCUGGUCCCCUUCCUCAGCCACAUGCAACUUAGCACCAUCUUUUCAAUCUCUUCAUCCAGAGCGGGCCCUGUAGCAGUGGUGCUGUGUCCCAGCUGGAAGAAGGUUGAGUUGGUGUGCGACCUUCUGGAGGAUCGCACGAUUUCCCACAGAUUCAAGCCAACCAGUGUGCUACUGGGUGCUGCUGACGGCGAGGCAAAAGCCUUCAAGAUUCCAAAAGACUGCCUGCUGAUAGUGACCACGCCAUUCAGCUUGUUUCGUCUCCUUUCGUGUCACUGCUUUAUGUUCCUGCGUUUAGGCCACCUUGUGCUUGAUGAAGCUGACCAGCUAUUUACACUGGCUCCAGACCAGAUGGAGAAAAUUUUGCAGCAUUUUAAGCAGGUCAUCUCCCGCCCAGAAAUGUCCUCCAGUCCGCAGCAGCUGGUUGCCGUGGCUAAGCGGUGGACGAGCCACAUGGAGGCUUUGGUGGCCAAUCACAUGCCGCAUGCUUGCGUUGUCAUAGCAGUCCCUGAAGAAGCUGCACUCUAUGGAAAUGUCAAUCAGGUUGUCUGUAUGACCUUGGAGAGCAACAAGAUUGCCGCACUCUUGAGUGCUUUAGAUUUCAGGCGUGACACGAAACAGAAAACUCUCAUUAUCUGCAAUUCUGAUGAAGAGGUUGAAGACGUAUUCAAGGCUGUGUGCAGUAAGUCAGCGUUUUGCCUGAAGGCUCACAAGGGUUUAACACACAAGUUUGACUUCAUGCUCCAGCAGUGGGCGAAAAGUAUCGGCCCUGGCACACACGUCAUUCUGGUUACUACGAGCGAGUGCCUGACGUCUUUCAGGAUAGCAGAUGCCACCUGUGUGGUCCACUUCAGUUUCCCCAGUUCACCCAGAACGUUUGGAACCAGACUCUUGCGCAUGAGCAGCCACUACAAAAAGUUUACAGGCACUGAGUCAACAGCAAGAGUUACUACUGCCUGCAAAUCCUUGCUGCUCGUCUCUGAGAAGAACUCGCAGCACAUUGGUGGCCUGGUGCGCUACCUCAGACGAAGCCAAGCUCUGCUUCCCGCAGAGUUACUCUCCUUCGCAGAGGCCACCAACGUCAACCGAGAGGAGCACAAGACCAACCGGCCACUUUGUCUACAACUGAAGAGCUUUGGAGUGUGCAGGUUCAACACUACAUGUCCUGACCGCCACAGGCUAAUUCCUCAGCUGGACCAGUCCGAUCUUCCUGAUUCUGGAUUUAUAGAGGUGUUGCCUCUCAUCGUCAGGACAGCGUCAGUUUUUUAUGGGCGUCUAGUCCAGAAGGACGACAGCGUGUUUGACAGCAUGGCAGCUGGCAUGGCGUCUUACUAUGCUGACAGUAAACCGUGUCCUGAGGAGGUGCUACUAGGAUGCAUGUACGCUGUGGAGGAAGACAACGGCUUUCACAGGGUGAAGGUCUUAACUGCCCCAGACACUGAAGGCCGCCUAUUUUUCAUGGUCCAUGUUUGCUUUAUUGACAUUGGAAAAGAGCAAGAAGUCAAAUCCCAGCAGCUCCUGCGACUCCCAGAGGAGUUCCAGUCUUUGCCUGGCCAGGGGGUGGAGAUGAUAUUGUGCCAGGUGAAGCCUGGUGAUGCCGAGGUUGACUGGCAUCCCAAGGUGACCAGAGCUGUCUCCAAGAAGAUACAAGGGGUGAAGCACCGAGCCAGAGCCGUCUUUAGUCUGGGAAACACAGUCUUUCUGGAUAUGUUUGUUCGUGAGACUCGGCUGCCAGAUAUGAAGACUGUCAUCAGCGAGUACAAUGUUCCCACAUUCAUUAUGAACACGGGCAUGGCAGAACGAAACCUGGAUCAUCUGGACCAGUUGAAGGUGCUGUGUCAGGAAGGAACAACGUAUACUGAAUGCAGUGGGAAUAGAGACACUCUGGCCAUGCCUGAGUCCUUCCAGAUGAGCAAAACCGUUGAAGGAGAAGAGGAACUCGAUGUGUCAGAACAAAAGCCAAUUUCUUUGUUCCAGGAAGCAGAUGACGAGACAAACAUCAAAAUUUCCCAUCCCAGCAAAGCUGAAAUUGAUCCUGACAAAACAACAGCCAGACAGACACCUCUUUGUAACAACAACGAAAAUGGUAUUCCUGCUGGGGAUGAACAAAGCAUCCAACUGCUCAACGAAUGCCAUGGAGAUGGUCACAUAACAAAGAGUUUACACCCUCAGGUCUGCUGGCACCAGACGUCCACAUCCUUGACCGUCACGCUUAGGCUGAAGAACCCACUGAGCCAGCGCUGCAGCUUCUAUGCCGACCGCGCAGUGUACAGUGGCAGCGUGAAUGGUCGGCACUACGGAGUGAAUCUGGAUCUCCACGCGCGCGUGCUGCCUGAGCGCUGCAGCUGUGAGCUUAAGUCCAACGAGCCUGUCCUCACACUGCUCAAAUGCGAACCAGGCUACUGGCCCAAGCUUCUCAGGAGCAAGAACAUUUUUGUGAGUUACGACAUGGACCACCUGGAGGAGGAGGAGCAUGCUGUGUCAUCACAUGGUGAAGUGUUCAUUGGAGACAGGGGUGAAAAGCACCAGUUUGUCGAUGAAGACAGCGACUCCUCAUGCUGA
Molecule: messenger RNA, 3972 nt
Organism: Nerophis lumbriciformis (worm pipefish)
Lineage: Eukaryota; Metazoa; Chordata; Actinopteri; Syngnathiformes; Syngnathidae
Source: RefSeq, a predicted model, not a curated record